Messenger RNA from Sceloporus undulatus (fence lizard), 4851 nucleotides. RefSeq names its product G protein-coupled receptor 173 (gene GPR173). Bases 1429 to 2541 code for a protein of 370 amino acids. Gene Ontology annotation, biological process: G protein-coupled receptor signaling pathway. Gene Ontology annotation, cellular component: plasma membrane. Gene Ontology annotation, molecular function: G protein-coupled receptor activity. The record is from RefSeq and is a predicted model, not a curated record. The transcript has 2 exons. NCBI's taxonomy places the organism in Eukaryota, Metazoa, Chordata, Lepidosauria, Squamata, Phrynosomatidae.
CACAACACACACACACACCAUUGCUGGUCAUUGUCCUCCUCCUCCUUCCAGCUCAGCUUGCAAGAGCCAUUGCAUCCUCCUUUGCUGCUGCUGCUUCUGAGAUCUCUUCUUUUCCUAGCCUGGAUCUGGUCUUGUACCACCAUCACCAUCACCCAAAGACUUUCUCCUCCCAUGGAUUGGGGGGGACUCUAGGGCCUAAGCAUCACACACACACACACACACACACACCGCACCCUGCCUGCCUCCCACCCAGAAAACCUUCCGAUGGAUGGGAGACCUAUCAAGAUGGCUUGAUUUCCAUUGCUGCAUAUUUGGAAGGCAGGAGGGUCCUUGCUAGAGGAAAUCCCCCCCCCUUGAAGUAAUGGACUGAUCCAGAAAGCAGCUCUUUGAGGGAUCCCUGCUGGGAUGCAGUGGGAUCCCCUGCUUUGGUCUGCCUUGGAGGAAUGGUCCCAGGGAGGAAGAUCUGGUGAACUCCUGCUUCUUUGUUGUUGUUGUUGUUGAAGGAAUGGAUCAAUCCGGAUAAUCCCCCCCCCUUUCCCCCUUUAAAGGGAGGAGGAAGAGGAGGAGGAGGGGAUCCCUGCUGCUUGGCUAUCAGGAUGGCAAUGGGCUGAUCCAAGGUGGGAUCUGGUAAGAGGAAAACCUGCCAGCUUGGGGUUUUUCCCCCCUCAUCCCUUCUGUUGUUGUUGUGAGACUGAUGGGGAAAGUCAGCCUAGACCCUGCUUGGAUUUGAUGGAGAGGGAGGAAGAUGAAGUAACCUUGGUCCCAGACAUGGCAAAGGGGGACCAGUUCAUCUGGGUGCAUCCUCUAACCCAGUGGCAGACUCUGCCCUCCAUCUCCACCGACCCUCCUGUUCCUCCUCCUCUUCCUCUCCAUCAUCCAGAAUUGGUCCUCUCAUUCUCUUAAGCAUCCUUCAUCACCAUCAUGAAGAGAAGUGGCAAAGGUCUUCCUGCCAGGUGCCACCUCACCCAGGCUGACUACUGAGGACAAUAAGGAAAGGAGGAGGAAGAGGAGAAGGAGGAGGAAGAAGAAGAGGAGGAGGAUCAGGGCCUGCCGGAAGGGACCAAGGAGAAGAAGGGGGCCACCCCUUUGAGAUGACAGCUUCCCCGUCCCCAAUCCUUCCUGGGAGGAGGCACCAAGACCGGUCUUGUCGCCUAGGCAACAGCUCUGGGACACCCCUUGCCAUCCUCCCUUGACAGGAUCCCAGCCCUGGGUAACCAGGACCAAGGUGGGCUUGGGGACCACCAGCUCUUUGCUCUCAUCCCCAUCCACCCAACCAUCCAAGCGACUGGUCCAAGUGUCAUCUCUCUACUCCUGAUUUUCCAGACCAGAGGAUCCGAGACAAUGCCUCCCUUUUCCACUGGGAUCAUGGGCCAUCACCGGGCACGUCGCCGCUGACCCAGUGUCCCCUUUCUUCUGCUCCACCUAAAGAUGGCCAGUGCCAAUGAGACUGAAGAGGCCCACGGCUCAGCACCUCAUGCAGCCUCCACCUACGCCAAGCUGUUGCUUCUGGGCCUCAUAAUCUGUGUGAGUCUGGCAGGGAACUUAUCCCUUUCAUUGCUUGUGUUGAAAGAACGUGGUCUCCACAAGGCCCCCUACUACUUCCUGCUGGACUUGUGCCUGGCUGACGUAAUCCGCUCAGCUGUCUGCUUCCCUUUUGUCCUUGUCUCUAUCCGCCAUGGCUCUGCCUGGACUUACAGUGUGCUGAGCUGCAAGAUUGUGGCUUUCAUGGCUGUCCUUUUCUGUUUCCAUGCUGCCUUUCUCCUUUUCUGCAUCAGCGUCACGCGCUACAUGGCUGUGGCCCACCACCGCUUCUAUGCCAAACGCAUGACCUUCUGGACGUGCAUAGCUGUCAUCUGCAUGGUGUGGACUUUGUCAGUGGCCAUGGCCUUCCCGCCAGUCUUUGAUGUUGGGACUUACAAGUUCAUCCGUGAGGAGGACCAGUGUAUCUUUGAGCACCGCUACUUCAAAGCCAAUGACACUCUGGGUUUCAUGCUCAUGCUAGCUGUUCUGAUCUUUGCCACCCAUGUGGUUUACAUCAAGCUCCUUCUAUUUGAGUACCGCCAUCGCAAGAUGAAGCCUGUCCAGAUGGUCCCAGCUAUCAGCCAAAACUGGACGUUUCACGGGCCCGGAGCCACAGGGCAAGCUGCAGCUAACUGGAUUGCUGGCUUUGGCCGUGGUCCCAUGCCUCCCACCUUGUUGGGCAUCCGGCAGAAUGCCCAUGCUGCCAACCGCCGCUUGCUAGGCAUGGAAGAAUUCAAAGCUGAGAAGAGGCUAGGUAGGAUGUUCUACGUCAUCACUUUGCUCUUCUUAGUUCUCUGGUCACCCUACAUUGUGGCCUGCUACUGGAGGGUAUUUGUCAAAGCCUGUAGCAUCCCCCACCGCUACCUCUCCACAGCUGUUUGGAUGAGCUUUGCCCAAGCGGCUGUCAACCCUAUAGUUUGCUUUCUACUCAACAAAGACCUCAAGAAGGGCUUGAUUGCCCACAUUCCCUGCUGGAGGACAGAGCCUGAACUACCCAGAGAGCCUUACUGUGUAAUGUGAGCAGCGGUGAGGGUUGGCUGGAAGGCAACCGCCUGUGCCAAACUGAAUUUGGGUUUUCUUUUUUUAUUUAUUUAUUUCACAUCACACAAGAUGCCAAAUGAUGGGUCGUUUUUCUUCCCCUGCAACUUUGGUGAUGUUCCCCGGAGUAUUUGGUGUCACAAAUGGACUAAUCUCUCAGUUAUCCUAGGGCAAGCUUCCCACAACACCCAUUAACUGCAGUGAGAUCAGAGCUGGAUUCUGGUCUCACCACCCCUGGGGUAAAUCUAGAGUCAUAUGAUGACAGUAACUGGUCCCCAGUAGUAUUCUAGCCACUUCUUCAAGGAGGUGCAAAAUACCCUGUAUUUUUACAGAGCUUUUCUGUUUUUAUACUCUGCAAGGUAAAGUCAGGCACCCCAAAAGUGCAUAGAACCAAAAUGCAAGAUUUCUUAAUGUCCAUUAUUCCUCUUAUUUAGCAGUUCUAAAGGUAUGGGUAGUGUUGCUAAAGGGAGACCGGGUCAGAUCUUUGUGCUUAGGUCACCUAAUGCAAAGAUAGAGCCAUUACACCCAUUAGACCAAGCAAGGCUGAUUUGGUUUUAAACCUGAAGGGUGGUGAUGGCAGCAGGGUUCUAGCGAUGGAAUCAGCUUUUGUGUAAGAUUAAUUUUCUGAUCUAGCCAGUCAGUCCAUCAAUUAAAUUAAUUCCACAUGGUCUCAACAUUUAAAGGAGGGGGUACAGAGGUAGGAAGGAUGGAGGAUGGGGCAAAGGAAAUAGGCAGCAAACACAGCUGUUCUGGGGAAUGCCAGGGAGCCAGCCGUGUGACUUAGCUCUUUGUCAGUCAGAAGCUGUAACCAAGGGAGCCUUGGAAAACCCACCUCAGUUGCCAUGGCAGCAACCAAUCCAGAGCCCCGUAGAGCAUGUCACCCUGGAACAAUGCAAGCAGGAAGAUGUGGGGUGGGGUGUGGGGGAGGAAAUCCUAAUGCACUCCUUGGGAAAAAAGGCAGAGACAUCAACAUGCAAGGCAGAUAGUGAAGCACCUCCAAGGCUGCAGAAAAUGCAGGGUGGCGAUCAGGAGCAAUGAUGUCACAGCAUGGCACAUGCCCUGCUAAAACAGAAAGCCAAAAACAUCAUAGUCGCAAGGCUUAUUCGGCUCUAGAGCGCCCUCCUCACCCAUCCUCAUGCAUGCAAAUGGCACAGCGCCUUGCUCUCCAUCUUGCCACAGAACUGUUCACACCUUUGUUGUGAAACAUGUAGAGACCAAGUAGGAGAAGUGUGCCACUCCCAGAGUUGCUGUCUCAUAUCUGGAUUUAUUCCAGUGGACUAGUUGUCAGUGUUUUGGGUCAUUGAAGGAAAGCAGACAAAUGACUUUGUGGGUUAUAGGGAAACCUUAGUUCUAUGUCCAUCUUUUGAGAAGGGACUCAAGCCUAGGAGAGAAAGUAGGGAGGAGGGACACAGGACAGGAGUAGGAGUUUUACUGUCUCAGAGAGAAAAGAUGGGCACAGUGAGAAGGAAAGAGGGCUUCUUCAGACCUGGUUUGUAGAGGUUUAUCUUUUUUUAGGGGAAGGGGAAACAUGGAAGUCAGAAUCCUCUGUUCUGUUUUCAUCUAAAAAUAUGAACAGAGUCUGAUAUUGGGAGCAGGAGAAAGUAGGAAUAUAGAUGUCUGGGUUCAUGCUUAGCUGUGAUGCCCACCUACUGUAUCUGAAUAUUGCAUUACCCAGAGGCAGGCACUCUUGAAAUAAUUCCUACUUUUUUUAUUUGAUCCCUGCCAACGAGAGGAAGGGCACAUGCAGGACCCUUCCUCAGUCUCCAAAGGACUAUUGUUAAUAAUGAGGUGGAAGAUGGGGUGGGAGAAAGGACUGAGGGGGAAAGAGGUGGCAGGAACGCGAGGCCCUGAAGUUGGUAGUAUUGUGAGAGAAAAGCAAAAGGACACAAAGAGGGAUAGGUUAAGGGACAAGUUGAGAGAACAGAGCACAGUUCACAAGGUGGAGGAAUCCAAGCCUGGGGUUGCAGGGAGGACAUGGGGAACAAGAUGAGAGAAUGGGGUGGGGAUUGGGGCUUUCCCCCUUUCUCCCCUUCCAAAGGACCCAGAUGUUGACUUUUGCCUCUGAAGAAAAGACUGUUCAUCUUACCCUCCAGUCCUGCUACCACAGUAUGGCCUUAAUCACUGGCCAGAGUUAUGGCCACCCCACGGAAAUCCAUAUUUGAAAAAUAUGGAAGAUGAACACAGAUCAUUUCCAGAAUGCUUUUUUUUUCUGGAUAGAGACAUUUAAAAAAAAUUGGUUUUCUUUUUGGUUUUCUUUUUAAAAGGGGAAGUGAAUAAAGAAUUUGCAACUUU